Messenger RNA from Theileria equi strain WA, 465 nucleotides. RefSeq lists its product as hypothetical. NCBI's taxonomy places the organism in Eukaryota, Apicomplexa, Aconoidasida, Piroplasmida, Theileriidae. The record is from RefSeq and is a predicted model, not a curated record. The transcript has a single exon. Bases 1 to 465 code for a protein of 154 amino acids.
AUGAACACUCAAAGUGCUAGAUCCGAGCAAGUUGUGGUUGUUGACGCUACAACUCCAGAAAAUAGGGACCGUGGAUGUGACCUCAAGAAUACCAGAGAAAAACAAUACCUAUCCUAUUACAUAUAUUCUGAUCACAGAGACUUUGCGUUAAAAACGCCUUUUCAUCUUACUGGACCGAAUUUUGAAUGCCUACUACCAAAAUUCUAUGCUAGAAAUACACACGAACAAGAGGAUGAACAAUUUUUUUUGCAUGAAAGCUCCGGAGAAAUGGCGUCACCAAUGAUUGUAAAUCACGAGCUGAAGAUUUUUAAUUUGGACGUUGACAUUGGCAGGACAUUUCAGUGGAGCAACUGUGUCUACUACAAUGACAGUUUUAGCAUCGACAAGAAUGCAGUCUCAAAAGGCAAGAAGAAGCAACACAAAUACAAAUUCAAAUUGCCUCAUUUUCUGAGGAAAUUAAUUUAG